AUGGCUAGUAAUUACCAACGGAAAACAAACCACCAGUCUUGGUCGGAGGAGAGCAUGCACUUUGCAAUUCAAGAGAUGAUAAAUGGAAACAUGGGCGAUUUCACAGCUUCAAAGGCAUAUUUAGUACCCCAGAUCACAUUGGAGAAUCGUGUUAAGAAAGGGAAAUCAGGUGCAACUAUUUCCGAUGCAAGCAAGAAAGGUUCAUUAGGAAGUCGUAAACCGGUAUUUAGUUCAGGGCAGGAACAGGAACUUGUAGAGUAUGCUCUUCUAAUGGAAAAUAGAUUUUUCGGACUAACAUUAAGGGAACUACGAAGUCUUGUAUUUGAACUUGCAGAGCGGAACAACCUACCGCACAAUUUCAACAGAGGCAAACAAAUGGCUGGAAAGUGUUGGCAGUACUCAUUUCUUAAGCGUUAUCCUGAUCUGAGGCUUAGAUCUCCAGAAGCAACAUUUCGUGCUCGAGCGAUGGGUUUUGAUAGAGCAGUAGUGAACAAUUUCUUUGAUUUACUAGAAAGAUCAUUCGCCAAAUACCAGUUUUCACCAGAUAGAAUCUACAAUGUGGAUGAAACUGGUGUGACGACUGUUCCAAAGAAGCAAUCGAAAGUUCUUGCUCUGCGAGGUAAACGUAAGGUUGUAAGUGUUGUUUCGGAGGAGCGAGGAACUUUGGUUACAGCAGAAACUUGUAUGAGAACCGCAGGAAAUUAUAUGCUCAUUAUGUUUGUAUUUCCUCGAAAGAAAGCCAAUCAAGAGCUAUUAGAAGGUAUACCACCAGGGACUUCAGCCAAAUAUCACGAAAGUGGUUGGAUGCAAAAGGAUAUUUUUUUAAAGUGGUUUAAGCGCUUUAUUAAUUUUGCCAAGCCAACAGAAAGACAUCCAGUUCUUCUACUCUUAGAUGGGCGCGCAACCCAUACCAAAUCUUUGGAGCUUAUCUCAUAG
Diorhabda sublineata is the source of this 936-nucleotide messenger RNA. RefSeq lists its product as uncharacterized. Lineage: Eukaryota; Metazoa; Arthropoda; Insecta; Coleoptera; Chrysomelidae. Gene Ontology annotation, cellular component: nucleus. The record is from RefSeq and is a predicted model, not a curated record. Bases 1 to 936 code for a protein of 311 amino acids. The transcript is spliced from 2 exons. Gene Ontology annotation, molecular function: DNA binding.